Molecule: messenger RNA, 4080 nt
Organism: Cydia strobilella
Lineage: Eukaryota; Metazoa; Arthropoda; Insecta; Lepidoptera; Tortricidae
Exons: 2
Coding region: 1-4080 (1359 amino acids)
Molecular function (GO): nucleic acid binding
Source: RefSeq, a predicted model, not a curated record
AUGGACGCACUUUAUGCACAAUUUGAGGAAAUUCAAUCUGAAAUUGACAUUUUAGUUGAUGAAAGUGAAUUGGCCGUACACUCCGCCGCCCGCACAGAGUUUGAAGAUUUGUUUUAUGCGAACAUUGCCCUUGCGCAGGAGAUCUUAAAAGCCAAUAAGCCUGUUAAAAAUGAUGAUAAUUCUUCCAGUGACUCGUACGUUUCAGGUGACGCUGAGUUGCACGCACGCACGAAUCAUAAGGUGGUACACACAAGCACUCGAGGUAUUAAAUUACCGACGAUCCAGAUCCCUAAAUUCAGCGGUCAGUACGAGGAAUGGUUGGAGUUUCACGAUUUAUUCGUCUCUUUGAUACAUGAACAUACGGCGAUCUCGGACAUACAGAAGUUUCAUUACUUAAGGGCAUCCCUGGAGGGGGCCGCUGCGCAGGUAAUCAAAUCUUUAGAGUUUUCAGCUCGCAAUUAUAAAAUCGCUUGGGAUUUGUUGUGCGACAGGUUUGACAAUAAGCGCAUACUUAUUCAAAAUCAUAUCCAAGCGUUGUUCGCUUUAGAACAAAAUAAAAAAGAAUCAUAUCAAUCAAUUCGUAAAAUAAUAGACACUUUUACUAAAAACUUAAGAGCCUUAGAGACUCUCGGAGAACCCACCACUUCAUGGGACACUCUCAUUAUUUAUAUUAUGAGUACAAAAUUAGAUGCUAGGACAUUGCGGGAAUGGGAAGAGCAUAAAUCCGAUUUAAAGGUUAUUAAAUUAGACGAUUUCACAUCGUUCUUAAAAAACAGAGCCGAUUUACUUGAAACGUUACACAUGAGUAAUAAUAAUAAAAAUGUCAGCGCCAGAGCUGAUAAAUACAAAUCUGCCGAGUACGUCAAGAGUCUCGCAGCAGUCACUAGUGCGCCACAGCAAAAAUAUGCGUCAUACAAUUACAGCUGCCCCUUGUGCAAGCAAAAUCAUCGCAUUUAUAGGUGUGAACAGUUUCUAGGACAAUCUGUCAACGAGAGAGCAGAAUCGGUGAGGAGGCUCAAGUUAUGUGAGAACUGCCUUCGCCCCGGUCAUCAGGCUCGCGUUUGCAGAUUGGGCCCAUGCAUGAAAUGUUCACAAAAACAUAAUUCAGUGCUUCAUCCAGAUACAGCGUCAGGAUCAUCUGAGCCAUCAGUUGUGGGUGCGACGUCACAUUUAUUCAUGCCAUCAGGGCGAGGCGUACUCUCAACUGCCGUGAUCCACAUGUACGACAAGGACAACCACCGCCAUGAAGUAAGAGCCUUUAUUGAUAAUGGUAGCAUGUCUUGCUUCAUGACGGAUUCCUUGUUACGUAAAUUGAAACUUAAAUACACAGAAUUUGAAACGACCGUUAUUGGAUUAAAUAAGCAGGUCAUGACACAUGUCUCAAAAAAGUGCAAUGCAACAUUCGAAUCUAGAACUAGCCCAUUUAAAGCCAACAUGACAUUCUACGUUGUACCGGAGGUUGUAGCUCUAGAUUCAAAUGUACCUAAACUAAAUAUACCUAAACAUGUAAUAAUGGCAGACCCAGAGUACUUCAACCCGACGAACAUAGACAUUCUACUGGGCGCAGAAAUAUUCUGGGAGCUGCUUGAACCGGACCAAAUUAGUUUGGGUACAGGUUAUCCAAUAUUACACAAAACAAAACUCGAUUACGUAGUUGGCGGGCCUACCAGAGGGCUUAAUCAUAAACAAACAAAUUCAGUUGAACCAAUACAUUGUAAUUUGAUCGCAGACAUAACAGUGCAGGAACAGCUAGCUAAAUUCUGGUGUCUUGAGGAGGUUCCGGAUAAUUCUAAGCAGGUAUAUUCUGUAGAAGAACGUUUGUGUGAACAGAAUUUCGUGGAAAACUUUACCCGAAUGCCAGAUGGGCGAUUUUCCGUCGCAGUUCCUCUCAAGAAACCAGAAUCAUGCUUAGGUGACUCAUUUAAUCGCGCUAAACAGUGCUUUCUAUCACUUGAGCGAAGGCUAGACAAACAACCACUGUUAAAAGAAAUGUACACAGACUUCAUGUCUGAAUAUAUUGAACUAGGACACAUGUCUGAGACCAGAUCAGACUCGCAAACCAACAUGCAGUCAUUUUUUCUACCACAUCAUGGAGUUUUGCGCGAACAUAGCUCCACUACAAAGCUGCGUGCUGUAUUCAAUGGCAGUGCUGCCACGAGUUCAGGGGUUUCAUACAAUGACCUCCAAAUGGUCGGGCCCACUAUACAGAGUGAUUUAUUAUCAAUUCUUUUGCGAUUCAGGCAUUAUCCAUACGUUUUGACCGGAGACAUUGAGAAAAUGUACCGGCAAGUUUUAGUUCAUGAAAAUCAACGACAUUUACAGCAAAUUAUCUGGCGGGAUGAUCCUACUAAAGAAUUAAAAAUAUACAAAUUGAAUACAGUUACAUAUGGGACAGCAUCCGCGCCAUUUUUGGCAGUCCGGUGUUUGAAACAACUUGCCUUGGAAUGUCCAGAUCCACAGUUAGCACAAAUCAUUAGUGACGACUUUUAUGUCGACGACUUGGUCACAGGUGCUCAAACAAAGGAGCAAUUAAUAAAAAUAAAAGAAGGCGUUUGCAAAGUUUUAUCCACAGGUUGUUUCAAUCUCCGUAAAAUCAGAUCCAAUAUAGAACUCUCUCAGUCAGAUUCAUGCCAGACAUUGAACCUCGGCGACCAAGGUUCGUCAAACACCUUGGGCCUGGGUUGGUCACCACCUGAUGAUAAAUUAUACUAUACAAUAAAGCAAACUGUUGAUCAAAAUCCAACCAAACGGUCAAUUCUGUCCGCCAUAGGACAGAUAUAUGAUCCGCUUGGCUUAUUAAGCGUGUGCGUCAUUCAAGCUAAAAUCAUGUUACAGAAACUUUGGUUAUUAAAAUGUAAUUGGGACGAUCCUUUACCUUCAAAUAUUGUAAAUUUAUGGCACAAGUUCCAAUCUGAAUUACGUCAUGUACUUGAUUUAAAAAUUCCGCGCUGUGUCAUCAAUGGCGAUCCAAAUAGUGUGAUUGAAAUUAACACUUUUUGUGACUCGUCUCAGGACGCAUACGGCUCAUGCUUGUACGUUAGAUCGGAAUGUAACGGACAAGUGGAAAUCAACUUGUUAUGUGCAAAAAGUAAAGUCACACCUUUAAAACCUACGACGAUUCCGCGUCUAGAAUUGUGCGGUGCCCUUGUCGCUGCACGUCUGACUGAGAGAGUGCUGAAAUCUAUUCGUUUACCAGUAAAAAGAUGUAUUCUCUGGACUGAUUCAUCUAUCGUUUUAGGUUGGCUCCAAACGCAGCCUAACAAGCUUAAACAAUUCGUUAAAAAUCGCAUUGCUGAAAUUCAAGAGCUCACUGCUAAUCACGAAUGGCGCCAUGUGCCAACAGCUUCAAAUCCAGCAGACAUGUUAUCUCGCGGAGUAAACAUGUCAGAAUUACAAGAUUUGUCCAUGUGGUGGAAUGGCCCAGAUUUUCUAAAGGAAGAUGAAUCGAGCUGGCCUAAAACCUACGCACCUCAUUUUGGAGGGCUAUGGGAGGCUGGGGUUAAGUCUUUUAAAUAUCAUUUAACCAGAGUUAUAGGCGACUCCCACCUUACAUUUGAGGAGCUUUACACUAUUUUAGUCAAAAUUGAAGCUACGCUUAACUCACGACCUAUAUCACCAAUGUCUUCAGAUCCAUCAGAUUUAAAUCCAUUAACGCCAGGUCACUUUUUGGUCGGACGUCCUCUUACCGCUCUGCCUGUUCCUCCACUAGAAAGCAUAAAUCCGACCAGAUUACAGCGAUGGGAUCGCAUUGAACAAAUCCACCAGCACUUCUGGACAAGAUGGCAAAAGGAAUACGUCUCUGAGUUGCAGCAAAAGACAAAAUGGAGGUCAUGCAAAGGACACCUCGACACAGGAACGAUGGUCAUCGUUAAGGAAGACGCUGUGCCACCUUUAAAAUGGAGUCUUGGACGUAUCGUGCGCGUCCAUCCAGGCAUCGACGGAGUAACCAGAGUCGCCGAUAUCCAAACGAAUCGAGGCAUCAUCAGAAGAGCCUUCAAUCGAAUCUGUCCUCUUCCUCUGGACGACGAUCCUGUUGAAAGCAGGACUUUCAACGCCGGGGGGCAUGUUGAGGAACCCUAA